AUGCCGGACGAGGAGGAGCAGGCGCUGGCGGGGGCGCCGUGCGGGGCGUGCAGGACGCUGUGGCGUAGGUGCGUGUCGGGCUGCGUCUUCGCGCCCUACUUCACGGCGGACGACUUCGCAGCCGUGCACGGCGUCUUCGACGCCAGCAACGUGUCCAAGAUGCUGGAGCGCAUCGAGCUUCCCGAGCAGCGGUGGGUGGCCGCGGUGACGCUCGUCGAGGAGGCCAAGGCGCGGCAGCGGGACCCCACCUUCGGCCGCGUCUCCUACAUCCGCAUCCUCCAGGAGGUGAACGACAAGGCCAGGGAGCUGGUGGACGCGGCGCGGGAGGAGAUCGCCACGGAGUUCGGCGCCCUGGCCGCGGCCGAGCCCCUUCCCAUUCUCGGCGCACGAGCGCGAGCGUGA
This is a messenger RNA of Miscanthus lutarioriparius, 402 nucleotides long. The record is from the annotation of a GenBank genome assembly. NCBI's taxonomy places the organism in Eukaryota, Viridiplantae, Streptophyta, Magnoliopsida, Poales, Poaceae.